GAUUCUGAUGAUGCAAUCGGCCGGGAAAGGAGGAGAGCUGAGGCGGCCACUCCACGCCGCCUGAAGGUCGCCGCGAACCUCCGCCCUUCACCUUCCUAGGAAAUCUGCCGCGCCACGCCGAGCCUCCCGCACCUUCCUCGCGGCCGGAGGCCACCUUUUCCCAGCUGAGGCUUUCAGACCUUGACACCAAGGACAGCAAACUGCAGCGUUCCGGGGACGGACACUUUGACGUCGUCUUUUGCCACCUUUCCCUUUAUUUCCCAAGGCAAGAAAUUGAAUUCAAGACCUCACACUUGCAAGGCAGGCUGCAGCACCACUGAGCUAAAUCCCCAGAUUUAUGGUACUGAAUAUUGAAUCCAAGGGUGCUCUACCAUAGAGGUAUUCGUUGAGUGUGUGCUGUGUACUGGGAGGCAUAUCUAUCCUCACAGAAAAACUCUGGAAGGCUAAAUGGCAAUACCUAUACCGUGAUCAACUUUGCUUGCUGAGAUAACAGGGAUAUUAAGCACAUAUAUUUGCUGUUAUCUGCUUUGAAUACUCUCAGAACAGGAGAAAUUUGGACUGAUUUUUGAACUACAUUCCUUCUAAACAUGAUGCAUUUCAAAAGUGGACUCGAAUUAACUGAAUUGCAAAAUAUGACAGUGCCUGAGGAUGAUAACAUUAGCAAUGAUUCCAAUGAUUUCACUGAGGUAGAAAAUGGUCAAAUAAAUAGCAAGUUUAUUUCUGACCGUGAAAGUAGAAGAAGUCUCACAAACAGCCAUUUGGAGAAAAAGAAAUGCGAUGACUAUAUUCCAGGAACAACCUCGCUGGGCAUGUCUGUCUUCAACCUAAGCAACGCCAUCAUGGGCAGUGGGAUUCUGGGACUUGCCUUUGCCCUGGCGAACACUGGAAUCCUUCUUUUUCUGAUACUUUUGACUUCGGUGACAUUGCUGUCUAUAUAUUCAAUAAACCUUCUAUUGAUUUGCUCUAAGGAAACAGGCUGCAUGGUUUAUGAAAAGCUGGGAGAACAAGUCUUUGGUACUACGGGGAAGCUGGUAACCUUUGGAGCCACUGCCCUGCAGAAUAUUGGAGCAAUGCUAAGCUACCUCUUCAUAGUAAAAAAUGAACUACCUUCUGCCAUAAAGUUUUUAAUGGGAAAGGAAGAGGAUUUUUCACCCUGGUAUGUGGAUGGCCGAUUUCUGGUGGUGAUAGUUACCUUCGGCAUCAUUCUCCCUCUGUGUCUCCUGAAAAACUUAGGGUACCUUGGCUAUACCAGUGGAUUUUCCCUGAGCUGUAUGGUUUUCUUUCUAAUCGUGGUUAUCUACAAGAAAUUUCAAAUUCUCUGCCCUUUCUCACAACUAAAUUCAACAAUAAGUGCUAAUUCAACAGAUACUUGUACGCCAAAAUAUGUUACCUUCAACUCAAAGACCGUGUAUGCUUUACCAACCAUUGCGUUCGCCUUUGUCUGCCACCCAUCAGUCCUGCCCAUCUACAGUGAGCUUAAAGAUCGAUCCCAGAAAAAAAUGCAGAUGGUUUCAAAUAUCUCCUUCUUUGCCAUGUUUGUUAUGUACUUCCUGACUGCCAUUUUUGGCUACUUGACAUUCUAUGAAAAUGUGCAGUCAGACCUCCUUCACAAGUACCAGAGUAAAGAUGACAUUCUCAUCCUGACGGUGCGGCUGGCGGUCAUUGCGGCGGUCAUCCUCACAGUGCCGGUGUUAUUUUUCACGGUUCGUUCAUCUUUAUUUGAACUGGCUAAGAAAACAAAGUUUAAUUUGUGUCAUCAUGUCUUGGUUACCAUCAUACUCUUGGUUAUUCUCAACUUGUUGGUGAUCUUCAUCCCCUCCAUGAAGGAUAUUUUUGGAGUCGUAGGAGUUACAUCUGCUAAUAUGCUUAUUUUCAUUCUUCCAUCCUCUCUUUAUUUAAAAAUCACAAACCAGGAUGAAGAUAAAGGCACUCAAAGAAUUUGGGCUGCCCUGUUUUUGGGUCUGGGGGUGCUGUUCUCCUUGAUCAGCAUCCCCUUGGUCAUCUAUGACUGGGCCUGCUCAUCCAGUAGUGACAAACGCUGCCAUUGAGAUUGGCUGAGAAAAAACAUUCUGGUCUGCUGCUCGUCAAAUCACCACACAUCAGCAGCCCCUCUCCAGUUCUUCUGAAAGAUCACAGGAGCAGACAGAAAUGUACAGGAUACUUCAAAUGGAAUAACACUUUGGGUGCAAAACAGAAACCUCUAUCUAAUGGUUCAUGUCCCUGCAAGAUCUGAGAUCUCUUUAGGGAUUGUGAAUCCACCCUCCCACCUCCCAAAUUUCAUAGAAGCAUAUUUUUUAGUACUUUUCACAAGCAAUUAUUCUCACUCUCCUGUGUUUUGUGGCUUCCUUGUCUCUUAGAGCUUUACAAACAUGAUCAUCAAUCAUGUUUAUUUAUUAGACAUCCAGAUUCUGAGAUAAUUUUCCUACUGAUGUUCAGCUCACAGUAUCUGUACCUUUUUAGAAGAGAAAAGAAUCUUGAAUUGUAUAUAUUUAUUUUGCUUUACAGGGAAAAAAAAUGGUUUCGUAACUAAUUUGCCUAUUUUGGUUAACACAGCACACAGGGAUAAUCCUAUGAAGGUCACAGGGUGUGUGCGAUUGCUGGAUCUGAGUGUGCCCAGUAUUUAAGGUGGCCCCAAUCCAGGCUGUCCAGUGGCCUGCUGGUUCUAAAUGAAGUUUGGUUUCCCUCUUGGCAUCCUGGGCCAGAAUUACUCUACUUGGUAUGAGCUUUUCCUAGGGGAGACCCUGGGCACCUGCAGCGAAAAGAUUAUUCAGAAUUUCUGAGAGACUGUUCCUCGGAUGAGGGUGGCCUUCAGCCCUGCACGUGUACUGCUGAAGGGGGAGAGAAUGAUCAAUGAGUUAGAAGUCCAGCAGUGCUUAGCCCUGCCUGCCAGCUUUUAGCAACAGAGAAUAAAGUGUACCUAAGGAUGAUUUAGGAUAAGCAGUUCCUGUUUUAUAUGGGUAUUUUAGAGGAGUCUUUAAAAGACUUAUUUUAUAUCUAUAGAGCUAGGUUCUUAUAAAGACAAGAUUUUUUGUAUCUUAAAUAAGUCUCAUUUCUGUUCAUUCUCCAUUAACUCUCCAUCUAGUGUUACAAAUAACCUCUCAGAGAUUGUCUUCUUGAACAACGUCUGCUGAAAUCACUGUGCCCCUUUCUUCCCAGACGGGGAAGGCAAGAGGGCCUCAGUGACUAAGCUGUCUCUGCCCGUCACUGCCCAUCUCAGCAGGACCCACAGGAGAGUAGCCACUCGUUACUGUUACCUUAGUCCUUCCAAAAGGAAAGAGUGUCACAGGGCGAGAGCUUGGGACAAGGCAGCAGGGGAAGAAAGGGAACCUCAAGGAAACCAGAGCCUCACCUCCCCGAGUGGGCCUCUCCUAUCACCAGAUUCUCCGAGUCCUGUGUGUGAUAAGCAGCAUGCCUGUUCGGUGAGCUAUUCUUUGAAACCGGGCUGUCUCUCAUCUGUGUGUAUUAAGGUUGAAUCCUCCAGAUAGAGGAGCUCACUGAGACGCCCAGAGUACUUGGAGCCUAACUGCAGAUGGUUGGCAGCAUGUCCCAGUGCUUCACUUUGGAUUCUGUACCUGACUCAGAUCCAGGCCUCCACUCUCGAUGAGAGUCACACAGAACUGUCCUUCCCUUUACAGACUAAUGUCCCAUCCAUCAGACAGACAUCAAAGGGUGCCAUGACCCUCGGGGGGGGGUAUUUCCUGCCUUGGAUCGGCAGCUUCUCCUGUAAUGCUAAGAAUUAGAGCUACAUUAGGUCAAAGUUGAGGCCAUUAGAUAGGUAUGAACCCUAAUUCCAUGGGACCCACAGCCCCCCCUCCUUUCCAGAAGUGGCUCCUGUAUUACAGGAGCAAUGACAGAAACAGCAAAACAGGUUCAGCUGCCCUUUGGAGCUUUUCUGGAGCACCACAUAAUGAAACUGUUGGGCAGUAGGACAACCCUACACUUAAAAAAUACAGUUUGCAGGCGAUGCUGUGCUCCUUUCUGUUUUUCUUGUUGCUUUGGAAUAGUUCACUUUAUAUUCACAAAGUGAAUUCAGAAAAUUAUCAUUAACUCUGGGAUGUGCAGUGAUAUUCUUGGAUCUCUGAAUUUUUUGGUGUCAGUACCAGAAGUUCAUUAUUUACAAUAUAUUUCUUUAGAGGGAUCACAUUGCUGUCGAUGUCUAUGAGACCACAGGUUUUCAAGCCCUUCCUUGUAUGUUUAUCGAAGUUUGCUGUUACUGAAUACAAUAGACCUUACAUUGCUAUAACUUGUCAAAUGUCACUGAUCACAUGAUUUGCGUGGGAGUUGCUGAAAAGUGCACCUCUCUUAUUCUUGUUCAGAAUAGUGAAUCGGUAGUCAAAAAGUACAUGCAUCAUAGAUGUUAGGUAGAAUUUAAACAGCACAGUCAAGUGCUAUAGAUGUUUUUCUGCUAAAUUAGUAGACUAAAGCGUACUAGACCUUAGCCAUGGGAAGCUGCACAUUUUCCUGUGGUAGAUAGGAUCUCUACACUAGGGAACCAUGCCAGUGCAUUCUUUGGGUUUAGAACUGUUCUCCUUAUUAUAACAGAGAAUACUAUAAAACCCUAAUUUACUUAGUGCUACUUAUUGGAAGUGGGAGUAGUGAAACGUGUCCUGGAAGAAAGUCUAUUCACGUAGGCACAGGCAGUCUCCAGUGUGUAAGAUUAGAGUCCAAAAUUUUGUAGGUUGAUUGUUUGCAACCUAGAAUGUAUUUUCCUUUAGAAAUCAGGUUAUACAUUGAGGUUUGGGCUCCCAGACCAGCUAGAAAAAAUAAUCAUACCUAUAGUCUAGCUUAAAUCGAAUAGGUGAUAAGACUGUAAAAGAACUGAGCCGCAGAAUGGAAUACUGUCUCUAGGGGUAUGUAUGUCCUCAGAGUGGCCAAGAAUAUGUCACUGGCUGUUGUUGGUAGAAUCUGGACUGCCCACUCCCAGCCACCUCUAGCAGGCACCAGUUACGAGGUGAGCACAGAGGCUAGGAACAUAGUCCCCUGCAAAGAUAAGGAGGAGUAGGUCUAGAAGCCUGGAGGUAGGAGGAGGAAGAAGCAGGAUGAGACCUUUCCUGUGGGUUGUAAAGUUGGAGGACAUUUCCUGGCUAGUACCUGAUCUUUCCUCUGCCUCUCGAGCCAGCUUGCCUGCGUCUGUUGGUAGGAACUUUGCUCCCAUCGCUCACACCCUCCCACUCCCAGCCCCACCACAGAAGAGGACACUGCGUGGCUUCUCCCCCAUGUCAGGGGUGGCAGCUAACACACCAAACUUGUAAUAAUAGUCCUAGUGCUAGUGGCCAUGGUUUAACUGCGCCAUAACCAAAGGAAGGCUAGAGAAAGCUUGCUACCCACUUUCUUUUUUCACAUUUUCACACCCUAUGAAAAGGAAGUGUGGUGCUGAAGGUUGAGGUGGACAAAGAUUCCUCAGCAUUUUGGAGGACACCUCAUUUCCAGGAACUGACUUCUUUCUGGAGUUGUACCUAGGCUUCCAAGCCAAUGGUUCUCAAAGUGUGGAGGGAGGGCAGCAGUCUGUUGCGCCUUUCAGGGGCACUGAUUCACUUCAAGCUUGAGGACCCCUCUAAGCUGAUUAGCCUCUCCUUUGUUCUGCCUGUUAGUCCUGCCCUGGAGAAUAGUUCCUAGAACUCCUGAGGUGAGAACCAGAGCUCAGGGAAGGAGUAGUGUCCCUGCAAGAGGUGCUGCUGCCCUCAGGGGUCCUGGGGGUGAGGCACAAUAGUACUACAUUUUUCACAGCUGUGAAGAGGUCAAAAUGAAUUUUUUUCCCCUCCCCUCUUCUCCCUGGAAAGACCUUAACCUCAAACAAAAGUUUAUGCUUGGACCAAGCUCUCCAAGGCGUUCACGUUCAUUGUGAGAUCAUCACAGCUGGCCUCCUUGGUGUGAAUUUUCCCUCAGUGGUUCAGGACUCGCAUAGCACUGGCAAGGCCCUGGGUUCCAGUCCCAACCCACAAAGAGAUAAACAGGUUGCAUUAUCUACUGCAGGGUCUGCCCUGAACUCUCCCAUGCUCUGAGCAGAGCAGGGCUCAGUUCCCUUCCAGGAGGCAGUGUCGGAAGGCACUUGUAGUUGGAGUGGGGAGGAGGCGGGUGAUCUGAUCAGACUGUUGAUUUUAUCUUAGAGCAAAAACCUAUUCAUCUCCUUCCGUUUAUCAGUUUAAAUGGUUUAAGGCUUACAAAGAGCAUAGGCUUUAAGAAUAUAAUUUCCCCAUUCAAGUAAACAUCUAGCCACUUUCAAAACAGAUACAGCAUCAUUUAGCAAUAUUAAUAAAUGGUUUUCCUUAGGGAUAGCAGAUCGGAGAAUUCUUAGCAACACAACAUCCUCUCAAAUGUAGUGAAUUAUUGAUAAUAAUAUAAGGCUUUCAGGUACGAAUUGGGGGCGGGUGGCUGACAACUGAAAGCUAUCACUAAAUCGAAAAGGGAGAGUUCUUGGAAAACAAUGUGAAACAGGCACGGAUGCACACACCUUGUUCCUCAGAGCUUCCUCUGAGGAAGGGCUGUGUAGCUGAGCCUGUCUGCACACAGGCUCGGGUUUGUAUUUUUAAAGGAAUCUAUGCAGCUGAGGCUUCUUGUAGGAAUACUUCCUCUGUAUGUAAAUACACUGUAAAUAAAUAGGAGGCUGUAUAUUUUUGCAGUUGUUGAUCCACACUGAAAUAGAAGUCACUAGUAUCUGCAUAUAAAGAAUAAAUGUUUUCGUGGAUAUUAGUGGUUUUGUCUGGGAAUUAGGAAAAAUUUCACAUUCUCUCCCAGGUAACAUAGAUUUCUCAGUAUAACCUUAAAAUCUAAAACCUUAUUCAAUUGUUUAGAAAAAAAAAAUCCAAGAAAUAUCUGUGUUGAUUUCUUAUGCUGGUGUUAAGAUCGAGUAUUUAAACAGUAGUUCUCUGAGCUACCGGUAAGGAGUAUUUAGACCCAAAUCAUUGUCAUUUAGAAACAGGCAUACCUAAGAUGACAGCCUGUUUCUUCAUCAAGUUCUUUCACUGUUACCAUUGAUGCCGCUACACAGUAUUUAUGGAAACAGAAGUUAGAGGGAGAAUUUUUUUUUUUCCAAAAUACUUGCUUCAUUUCCCAAACUUUAGGAUCUUGGGCAGGGAGGCGGGGGCUGAAUAUUAACUAUGAGCACAAGUUUGAAGGAAAAAAAUGUUAUUUUACCAAGAUUUUAAAAAUCGUGCAUGUCUGCUGUUUAUUUUAAUGUCUACACCAACACAGAAUGUCUUACAUUGAUUUCUACCCCAAGCACUUGUAUUUCUAGAGCAUUGGUACAUAAUCCACUCUCCAGCGUUCAGUACAUUUUAGAUUUCCCAUGAGUCCAUCACCAUGUAGCACACCACAGUUUUAUUAAUGUAAGAACCUUGUAAAUGAAUUCCAGAUGGGUGAUUUAAGAGUCACAAGUCACAAAACUUUGCUAUUCACAGUUGAUCAAAAUAGAGCUGUUUUUUCCCCUCAAGGUGUGGUGUAAAUAAAGAAAUGUAAGUUCUGUCUUAUAACUGUUCUGUUAACAUAGUUUUUAAACAAUUAAAAUGUGAACUAAAAGUA
This is a messenger RNA of Fukomys damarensis (Damara mole-rat), 7518 nucleotides long. It is a transcript of the gene Slc38a1, whose product is annotated as solute carrier family 38 member 1. Gene Ontology annotation, biological process: amino acid transmembrane transport; L-glutamine transport. Gene Ontology annotation, molecular function: L-glutamine transmembrane transporter activity. The transcript is spliced from 18 exons. The record is from RefSeq and is a predicted model, not a curated record. The coding region runs from base 588 to 2048 and encodes 486 amino acids. Lineage: Eukaryota; Metazoa; Chordata; Mammalia; Rodentia; Bathyergidae.